Molecule: messenger RNA, 9436 nt
Organism: Macrobrachium nipponense
Lineage: Eukaryota; Metazoa; Arthropoda; Malacostraca; Decapoda; Palaemonidae
Product: mucin-2-like
Exons: 5
Coding region: 309-8042 (2577 amino acids)
Cellular component (GO): extracellular region
Molecular function (GO): chitin binding
Source: RefSeq, a predicted model, not a curated record
CCUGUGACCUACGUAUAGAACACAUCCACGAAUAUUGUGACACGGUAAGAUUGGAGGAACUUACGCAUUGUGUUUGAAACGACUGAAUCGUUGAAUAAGAAGCAAUUCAACAGAAGUGUGCGAUACGGAACAAGAUAGCUAAAAAGAGUGAACAGACUUUUGAACCAAUUUGAUUAUAGACUGUGUUGUGAUUUUGGAAUUACAGACUAUCAUCCAGGUUCCAACACCUUUCCAGAGGGAUGUAUAAGUGACUUGAAAACCUCACACAGGAGCUUCGAAUCUCUUAGGAGUCAUCCAAUCGCAUAAAAAUGGAGAGGGUUGCCUUGGUAUCGAUGCUUUUCUGCUUAGCACUAAAUGUCAGAGGAGAAAGCCAGACGCCAUUACCCCCAAGCAGCCAAAUCCAGCCGAUUCUCAGUACCCCAGCUCCCUUUGCACCUUUUGCAUUUCCCGGGACCAUCCAACCUUCGAGCUUUGUCAAUCCUUUCUUCAGCGGUGGAUUUCUAAGCCCUGAGAUCAUACCACCGCAAAGUCAUUCUUUUUUACCAGUUUUUAGCAACCCGCCUCAACUGCAGCCAGUUUCUAAUAUUUUUCUGUCGCCGUCGGGCUUUCCAACAGACAGGGGGACGUCGCAGAUUUUUCAGAGUAACACAAACCAAGACGGGGAACCACAGCUUGAUGAUGGCCAAAGCAAACGUCUUACUUUAUCAGAACUGCUUGCGGUCGCUAACAGCGGUUCCUCCCUCACAUCACAACCGCCCUCAUUUUCAACCCCGAAUCCAAAGGUUAAUAAAAAUAUCAACGCUGAAGAGUUAGUCACCCGCCGGUCAAAAACCGUGAAUUUAGACAAUAAUAUCAAACUAGAAACUACAGUUCAAAGUGCUGAACAAAGGAAUCUGCAGGAAAUCCACGGUUCUUCGACUCCUUCGUCUCCUGAGGGUUCUCUAACAACCCCUGUGCCCCUGCCGUCACCGCCAACGGAAGCUACCUUAUCUUCUCAGACAACUAGUUCAACAAGAUCCCCUUCCUUGUUAAGACAAACUGAAGAUACAGAACUAAAUGAAGAAAAUUCCGAGGGGUCAUCCGUCAACAAUAGCAAUGGACAAUUCUCAUUAGCUUCGCACAUUGAGCAGCUCAAGUUCCAACUUUCUCAGUCAAUGAAAGAAGGCGUCAGUCAGACUGAAGAUGAAUUUCCUCCCUCAGAUACUGAAGGCAGGAAACCCAGUACCCAUAUUUCUGCAGACAGAGAUAUUCCACACGGACGUAUAGACAGAAAAUCCCUUUUCCAAACUCUUGCUGAAUCGCAAAUGAUUAAGCAGGAAUCUGCGUCCAGGUCUUUUGACAAUGAGGAUAACCGUCCCUUGGAAACUGAAGGUCAGGAGACAAUUAUUCAUAAUUCUGAGGACAGUGAUAUUCAGCCCAUUGAUACAGAUAAAAAACCUCUCUUCCAAACUCUUGCUGAUUCACAAUUGAUCGAGCAGGAAUCUUCGCCCAAGUCUCUUGACAAUGAAGAUAAUAGUCCCUUGGAAACUGAAGGCCAGGAGACAAUUAUUCAUAAUUUUGAGGACACUGAUAUUCAGCCCAUUGAUACAGAUAAAAAACCUCUCUUCCAACACCUUGCUGAAUCACGAAUGAUUGUGCAUGAAUCUUUGCCGACACCUGUUGAUAAUAAAGAUACCUCUGAACCGCUAAUAAGUGAUGCUUCCGAUUCCUCAAGUGUCACUGCCUUUGAUUCCUCUGGUUCUUUUCAUGAUGCCUCUGCUAACCAAGCUGCUGAACAGGAUAUCACUGAAAAGAACCUUGGCAUUAAACACAAUACCAUCAGUGACAACACUGAGCCAUUUAAUGAGCACACCACUGUGCAGUCUGAUGAUUAUGAAGAUGAUCCGAAUGAGAACCAGAAAAUAUCCAAGUCUUUGCUGCCAGAAGCAAAAGAUGAACCUUCAUUGGUAACUCUGUCUACAACAACAUCGACGGAAUCGCCAAGAGAAAAUAGACCAUUACGCCAAGGACGUAGAGAAAGACCCUCGUCUCGUGAACAACUUAUUGAAAGACUUAAGAAACUCAGAGAAAGAAGGUUGUCAACAACAAGGCCUCACCUUGCAGCACAAAGAAAAGAAGCUCAGAAGUCGGACAAUUCGACUAAUACCACAGCAUUAAGAGAACGAAGACUGAAUAAUCGUCGAAGAUUUGAUCAAAGAGGAGAUGAUUUCUAUAACAGGCUUAGAAACAGAGUAUUUACAACUCGUGUCCCAAACAGAGAUAGGCCUGUAACUCGGGAAAAAGAAAGUCCUGUUGUUCUAAACAAGCCUACCACUCCGAAGCCUUUGUCCUUCAGAGAAAGGUUAAAUCGAUACCGAGAGAACAACAGGUUUAUUCCUAAGGACAGGAGAUUAACUACACCCAGAGCAACUCUAAGGCAAACAUCAACUACUCGGACAACGUCACUCGUAACACCAGAAGAAAGUAAUACUGAAGAAUAUGAACAUGAAACUGAAACAAAUCCCACUGUUGAUCUUCCAGCUUUUACAACAGACCCUCCGUCUAAAUCAAAAGUGCAAGAAAUUAUGGAUAAGAUUGCAGCUACAAUAAGUCAGAAAGCUUUACAAGAAAAGACAACCACUGAAGAAGUAUUAUUGGCAUUGAAUGAUGUGACAGAUAAACCUUUAUUUACAGAACUUUCCCCAUUAAUAACUACUACUCCAGAACCAACUGAAUCAAUUGUAGACAUAGAUUUUAAUACUUUCCCUACUGUUAAGGCACCUGAAGAAGAGAGAGAGACCACUGUAGCACAGAUUGAUGAGCUGAAGUCAACCAUCAUCAAUGAUAUAAAAACAUCUGAAGUGCCAUCACUGAGUUUAAUAACAUCACCUGCUAUUACAAGCCCAUCACUGCUUACAACACCAGAGAAUACAUCUCCCAUUCCUUCCGUACAAUUCAGCCCAGUCCCAGAAUCAAUUCCUGUGAGUCAUAUUUCUGAAGAGACACCAACAUCCUCCCAGGAAAACUUUGUUUCUUCUACAACACUAAGUGAAUCAUUAAGCUUAGGUAAUAAAAUCUUAAAGAAGGAACCACCUUCAACAACAGAGAUGAUUCUAGAAUUAGAGCAGACAUCACCAAAAAGUUCAUUACCUUCUUCUGAAAGUGAACAUGCUAUGCAAUCUACUCCAGACGAAGGCUCCACUGAUCCUGCUUUAGAAACAACUUCACAGAGUUUCCGUCGUGGAGAGCCAACAGUUGACGAGGCCAGCAUUCAAGCACUGAUUGCUAAACUAAUUGCUCAGGGGGUUAUCACAGAAGCUAAACCUGAGGAAAACAUGUCAUUUACCACUGAGAAAGAAGAUGAUGAGGCCAUUACAUGGCAGUUAGAUAAUUCAACAACACAGUCAACUCAGUUAUUAGACACAUCAGAUCUAGAUAGUGAUAUAAGCACCGUGCUACCUGAAUCCAGCGAUGGUUUAGUGGAGACUCAUAGCUCAAAUACUAGAUUUGAUUUUAGCGAAGGUGGUAUACCAUCCACUUUACCAACAACUAUAGAUAUUGAAAAUGUUCCACUAACCUUUGUGCCAUUCAUUAAAAGAACAAGUGUUGAUCCCAUUUCCUCACAUGAUACAACAGAAAAAUUCAACAACGACAUUAAUGAACUUCAUACAGAAGUUCCAAGCAUAUCAGAAUCAGAAUUUGAUGUACAUCAGGGGUCAGUAAAUGCCUUUAACAAUUUCUUUGGGAUACCUCCAGAACAAAACGCUGCAGAAGAUUCUGAAUCAACAAGCAAAAAUUCAGCAAACGAUAUUGAAGUGCAUAUUUCUGACUCGAUGGAUCACCUGCAGACAUUACUUCGUAGUUUUGGCAGUUCGUCUAUUCGACCUGAAUUGGCUGCAGUAAAUCGGGUUAUUGGGCUUUCCUUAUUUGAUCCUCCACAUAGUAAUGAUACCUCUGUCAAUACUAAUCUUGAAGAACCGGAGUUACUAAAUGAUUAUGCUUUUUAUGAUUAUGACUUGGAAGCAGCUGCCACAGAACAAGUGCUUUUUACUGCAAAGCUUGAAACCUUUCCUUUUGAAACUCAAACAUCUGACUUUCAAGAACAUAUCACUGAAAGUUCAACUGACUCACAAGAUAUUACUGUUACCGAGAACCUUGUGCCGACAGUUUUGAAUAUGGAUGUCGCUUCAUUAAGUGUAUCAGAACCAUCAGUAAAAGUUCAAAAUGUCACUCAGGAAGAUGCACUGAGUAAUAUAAGAGAUCAUCUGAUAGCUACAAAUGGAACCCUGGGAAAAAAAGUUGAUAGUUUUGAUAAAAUUAUUCAACAAAAUACAUCAGAUGUCCCAUUUGUCAUGGAUAGUAAAAUAGAGAGAAUACAUAAAGAACCUUUAUUAACUGAAGUUUUGAUGGAUGAACCGCAAUCACCACCUCUUUCAGCAGAAAUAAAAGAAAUUGAAAGAAGUAAUUCCAGUGUUAGUGAUUUACCAGUUAUUUUUGAGGAUGCUAAUACCAAGAUAGUGGCUAAUAAUGAAACAUUGUCCAAAAACUUAGAAAAUGAUGAAGGUAAUGAAACAACACAACUACCACUUAUGGAUACUACACCAUUUAUUGUUAAUAAUGAACAAGAUGUCAUUUCUAAAGAAAUAGUUUCUGAAAACAGGACGCUUGAUGAAGAGUCAGUGCCCUUAAUGAAGGAAAAUAUAACACCAGAAUUUGUUGAAAUUACAACAAUUGAACCACUUGUUGUUAGUGCAUCUGAUAACAUUCCACAAAAUGUUAUGACAGAGAAUAAAAGGCCUCAUAAUUCCCCAUCUUCCUUCACAUUACAGAAAAAGGUUGGUCAAACUGAUACAAUAUCACAGCCUGAUGAAACAAAAGAACCAUCUCAUCUUGGGGACAUAAAUACAACUCAGCACUCAACUGUACUCCCAUCUAAUAUAGACAAGGUAAAUGAAAGCUCUCCAGUUAGUAACCCUCAACUGACAUCAGAUGCCCGUUCAAAGGCAAUAGUGAGAGAAAGACCUGAUUUGCUCUUGCUCCUGAGAAGCAGAGACAGUAAUGGAAAAAAACAGAGUGAUACCCAACACUUGCCACCUCACAGGGAGGCUAACAUUUCCUCAGAAAGGGUAAGAAUUGUACCAGAAACUGUAACACAACCUUCUCUUAGAGGGAGAGUUAGCCUCAGUCAACUUCUAAGUCUUAAAACUGCACUAGGGGCAUCAAAAUCAGAGCCAGCUGAAGAAACACAUAAUAACUCAUUUAUAAAAUUUUUAAUGGAUGUUACUACUACACAACAGCCAUUUUUAACUGUAAAGACUAUAGAAGAAGGUUCUCAGCCAGUAAGAGGUCAUGCUACAAAUCUCACAAUCAUUCAAGGGGUGAAAGAAAACUUUGAAAAAUCUCAAGAACCAGAUACAAUCAAAGAAAUUACUGAUAUUUUUGUAAGCAGCAGUGCAGAAGGAAGUCAAAAAGGACCAGAAAGGACUGAAAUAGUUAAUGGAACCUCUAAAGCAAGUGAUGCUGAUAAACAAAAGGAGAUAGCAUUGCAAAGAUUUUUAGCUCUUAACAGAGAGAUGCUUAAAAGCUUGAGAAAUGGUAGGAAAACAACACCUGCUGUAGGUGUUACUAAACAAGCAGUUAUUGAUGAUGAUAUUGCAGAAACAACUGUUAGCAGUAUAACACCUAAAACCCGUUUCCAUGGAGGAACAGAGAAUUCAAAAGAACCACAUGGAAGUGAUACUCAGAAUAAACCUACUGCAUUUUUAAGACCCGUACCACAACCAAGAUUGUUUAAUAUAACAUCUAUUGGAUCCCUUCUCUUAACUGAGAAAUCAGCUUUUAGCAGUAAUCAGUCUCAUGCACACCCUAGGAUAGGUCCCACCCAAUUUUUACGUCCAUCCUCCAAUAAGAACUCCUCAAGAGUCCAUGUUACGCCUGCUGGUCGUUUUCACCAUCCCGUAUCAACAUCAAGAUUCCUGGACCCUAAGAUAUCACUAAGAAAUAUUUCUGAUAAUACCAAUAUUCAUCUUCCCCUCCUUCCUCGCCCGACACAACAUAAUAUAAAUGAAAAAGUUGUAAAAACAGAAACAACUACAAAGUCUUCAACUUCAUUCUUUAUCCCUUUUGCUCAAGAGCAAUUUAUGAGUGCUACCACUACUAAUGCCCCAAUUAUUGUUCAAAAACAUUCUGAAGAAAACAAUCCAGUAAAUCAGAGGUCAAAUAAAGGUAGAGCACAUCGUGUAUCUACAGUUAUCCCAACAACUCCAAGACCUAACAGAGGGCAGUUUACUACUCUUGCUUCUCUUAUCAAAUUAAAAAAUCCAACUACCUUUAAGCCAGACAUAACAACACCUGGUUUUGAAGCAGAAACAGAAAAUGGUAAUGAUUUUAUAAGCAAAUUAAUGGGCCAAAACAUAGAGAAUUUUCCGUCAACAACAAUUUUACCAUAUUUUGCAGAAGAUGAAGAAGAUACCACUCAGUUAGGUCCUCUUGAUAUAGAUCCUAUGACAAUUUCACCUGAUGAGUUUGAGACUACAAUAAUACCCAAAACUGUAGAGGAGCUUGUAGUUUUCUCAGCGGCUGAAGGAAUAACUAUACCAAGUUCUGGAGAUAUUGCUGACUUUGAAGUGCACAAGAAUGUCUCGCCACCAAAAGAAGUAGCUGAUGUAAGAAAUAAACACCCUGAACAAAAUUUUAGGCCUUCUAAAUUCUUCAGCAUAACAAGUACAACUUCUAGACCACCAAGCACAUUAAAUCCAAAUACUUCACUGCAGAGAAAAGGAAUAGCUCACUCUUCAGCAAAUCUCAGUUCAGGAUUUCCCACAAGUUCCCACAAUCAAGGUAUAAGAUCUGGUGUUCCACUCACGACAGAAAGGAACAAAAUUCCAUGGAAACCAGUAACACUAUCUAAUCUCAGGGAAAAAUUUGAUGCAUCUGCAUCAACAUCUCCAUUUUCUUUUUCAGAUAUUUCUACCACAGACAGGGAACCAGAGUCUGUCACUACAUCACCUUCUAUAAAUGAAUUUGAUUUUGGUUUAACAGCUUCAGUUCCACUGUCUGGUCAGAGUCAACAAAUCCAAGCAGAUCUAUCAACAACUGGAACACCCACUCCAACUGUUCUAAUAACUACAUUACCAACAUUUGCAAAUGAAGAUAUUUUCUUCACAGACGACGAUCCUUCUCAGGAUGUUGAAAAUGAACAGAUUAAUAAUAUAGCAAUAACUGACAGGGUCCCAACAAGCACUGUGCCUACUGUAGCUGUAACUCCAAAAAUUAUUCUUCUUGCACUUCCAAUUGUGAAUACAAGCUCUUUGCAGGGAAUUACCACAUUAGUACCUCAAACUGGACGUAUAGAUCAUAAUAAUCCUAGUACAAGGGUUACCCCAUCUCAGCUGCUACGACAUAAAGCAAAGGAGCAAAACAACAAUCAGGGCCAAAUAUCUGAAAGUAAACAACAUUCAAACCUCCGACAAAUAUUCCUGGCUUCAUUGCCAGUAGGAACUAGACCUCAGAAACAAGCAGAGCCAAAGAAUAAUAUACUUCAUACAACUCCACAAAAUUUCCCUCAUCUUCAGCAAUCUAUAACUGGGGGAGUUAGCAUACGGGCUGAGGAAGGCAUUAUUCAAAGAAAUCCAAUAACUUCACAAAGAGAAUUUCAAGGUGGGAGCCAACAGCAAGACUUUUCUUCAGGCGGAUUCAUUACCACUACUCCAUCACCAAUAUCAGCAACUACACAGGGCCUUGAUGGUUCCAGCGUUGACAACGACCCUGACAACGAUCACAUCCCUGGUGAAGGAGGCGUCGACUACCCAAUACUGGAUUUUAUUCCAGAGACCUCAUUCAGGUGCACAAAGAGUCUGUCCAAAAGUGGCAUGAUGUAUGCUGAUCCUGAAACUGCGUGCCAGGUAUACCACGUCUGUAAUGGUAUCCAGAAGUUCUCUUUCCUUUGCCCCAGAGGGACCAUAUUCCACCAGGAGACAGUUGUCUGCCAGUGGUGGUACACAGUCGACUGCGUGGCGCAGGCGCGAAAACUUGCCGAUAUUCAAGCUGUCGGUGAAAGCUGAAAUAGUUCCUAAACAAAUGAGUGUUGUGAUUUCUUGAACUGAUAUUGCAGCUUCACGCAAGUGAAGCUGGGAUGUGCAUAGACUCUAAAUGUAAUUGUUUUUAGUGGACAGUGUUUCUUCUUCUGCAGCGAAUAAUGUAGGAGUCUGCAGCGAAAUGAGUGUUCAAGUCAUACCUCCCUACUUGAGCUGGUUUCUAGCAGGAGAGGUUUUGGAAAGCACAGAGACCUCACCGACAUCAUUUAUUUGUUAGAUGAUAUUGGUAAAAAAAGACUUUUCUUUCCCCUGAACCUUUUAAGUUUAGAAAAAAAAACAUCCAACUGUACCCUUGGCGAACAAAUGAGCCGAAAAGCAGCAGCAGAUAUCUUUGACACUAACACUAUUUAUUUGUGUAACGACUAAGGCAACAGUAAGAUAGAGUUCUACAUUGAUGGAAUGUCUAACAUCAUCUACUAACACUGAAAGAUUUUUGUCAAGGCUGUAUGUCAAAAUCACUGCAUGUCUCAUGGUGAUAUGAUUUAGUUUGGUAUGAAUAAGAGGAGAAGAAUCUUGUUAAUGAUCCACAAGACAUAUAUUGACCAUGCAACUUUCUUGAAAUGCUUAAAUGAAGAACUAACUAAAACUGAGUAAAUUCUAUUGGGACAAAACUUUCUUGUAUAACCUGUGUAUGGAUGCCACAGCAUCAUAAUGGGUUGAUGGGAAGCGUUCGUUUUGAAUUGUCACUAUAAAAAAGUGAAAUUGUUAUGAAAAUAAUGGUCAUUUUUAGCGAUUUUAAAUUUAAAUAAGAUCUGAACGCGGUAAAUAGGUAAUUAAACUUACCAUUAAGUUAGUAAACUAAAUGUUAUUUGUAUACAUCACGUCUAUUGAAGAAUUCAAUAUUAUUUUAAGCUAAACUUUCAGAAUAUAUCUACAUAACGAAAAUUUUUCUCCCAGUUCCCUUUUCUUUAUUUUGUUCUUCCCUCUGAAGGUGAAUAAACUAUAACCAAGUAACAAUCUUGCCUUCAAUUUAUCAAUAUAAAACAUACCACAAUACUUCGUACGGUAGUAUACAUUAAUUUCGAAGUACUGUACAAAGGCCACUGGUGCAAUACAAAGAGAGUGUUUGCCCUUUCACUGCGAUGUAAGUGAAGGUAUGUUGAAGUGUUUGUCCCGUCUUCCUCUGAAUGUGCUGUCUCUUUUAAAACAUAUGCCAAAUAUAGAUGAGUAUUCAACUACCAUUGUCCAACUGUUCUGAGUUAUGUAAUGUUUCCUCGCUUUAUUGGCGAAUGUUGUUUUAAGUAACUACAUAAUCAUUAUCACUGAUAUGUAUUAAACGUGGUAUUAUGAUGCCAAUUACUAUUACCCUUUUAGUCAUGUAAGAAUUUUGUAUUAUAAUGUUAAUAUUAGAAUAAAUGAAU